Messenger RNA from Pyrus x bretschneideri (Chinese white pear), 1333 nucleotides. RefSeq names its product coiled-coil domain-containing protein 97. The record is from RefSeq and is a predicted model, not a curated record. NCBI's taxonomy places the organism in Eukaryota, Viridiplantae, Streptophyta, Magnoliopsida, Rosales, Rosaceae.
AUGAAAGCCAAACUCCAUACCACGCGACUCUCACGUGUCGGGUCGAACCGAGAAAAUAAUCAGGGAGUCUCGCGACUGGGAGAGGAAGCAGAGCAGACUCAGCAGGGAUGGAGGGAAAGGCAGUGAGAGGCGAAGCGAUGGAGAGCAUAUCGGAGAGGCUAUCGUCGUUGGAGGAUCUCUACUUCCCUCGUGCCCUACAAUCCAACGCCCUCAAUCCCUCUGAACGCAAGGCUAUACUCCUCGACCUCCUUUCGAGGGACGUCGCCGUUUUCCUAGAACGUUAUGGUUCAAAAUUGACCUUUGAUGAGCUCCGAGAGUUUGAUGCGCUCCAAGAUGAUUAUGAAAUCAAUUGGCAUGUGAAGCAUCUUAAAAGCUUAAUGAGUCCAACAUCAGAUGAAUUGAAGUCAAGGUCAGUUACAGUCAAGAACCGGAGGCGAGCAUACCUGAACAAAUUGAUGUUUGACGGGAAUUAUUUCUCAGAGGACUCAAUGAGAGAGAGAGAGCCAUACUUGCAUCAUGAAUAUGUUGGGAAGUUUCAGGAUCCCAUUGGAAGGACCAUGGCCAGACCCGGAGAAAGGUGGUCGGACACGUUGUUGAGGAGGGCAGAGGAAGCAGUUUUGAUUUCAAAGAUUAGAGGGGAGCAGCAGAGGUUGGGUGUUCCUGAAAGUGAUUGGGUUGGUGGUGGUGAUAGAAACCAGCAAGAAGAGCAAGAGGAGGAGGAGGAGGAGGAAGAAGAAGAAGAAGAGGAAGAGGAUGAAGACAAAGAGGAAGCUGUGAGGGCUGACAGAGGCGCACAAUCUACCGAGAUGCUUAUCGAUCAUCCAGUUGCACCCAACGGUGCUCAAACUAUGGAUAAUCGAGAUGUGCCCAAUGGUGCUCAAACUGCAGGUCAGUCGGAUGGGCCCAACGGUACUCAAACCACCACAGGAGGGCACAGUGAGAAAGAAACUUUAUCUGCGGCAGAGUUGGAAGAUCAGAUGGACCAGUUCACCCACAUCAUGCAGCAAAAGUUUUUGUUGGGAGAAGAUUCCGAGUACUUAGAUUACACACAAAUUGACAAUGACGAAACACUGGAUGAUCACUGGCAGAGGGAAGCCAACCAUGAUGCUGAGGAGAAGUACUUUGCCGAGGAUUAAAAGGAAUCAAAGUGCAUCCAUUGUUUUCCUGUCUGCUCUAACUGAAAGCAAUACUCUCAGUGUCCUUGAGAGUUCGGUUACCUAGAAAUCCAGUUGUAAGUAUACGCCUAGUUUCUCCGUCACUGUACAUUAUGUGUGUCACCAGCACUUUGUUUUAGUUGUUUGCCGGCUUUUCAAACUUAAACAUCUUCAGAGUA